Drosophila albomicans is the source of this 814-nucleotide messenger RNA. RefSeq lists its product as uncharacterized. The transcript has 3 exons. Lineage: Eukaryota; Metazoa; Arthropoda; Insecta; Diptera; Drosophilidae. The record is from RefSeq and is a predicted model, not a curated record. Bases 266 to 814 code for a protein of 182 amino acids.
UACAAAUAUGUAGAUAAUUAAAGGCUUGGCUUACAAAUAUUUUCCAUUCUUAGGAUGCUGUUCAGUUUUAACUAAAUAACGCAAUCUGAACGAGGCACAAUAAAUCAUGAAUUAACAUACGCAUAAAGUAAAUAAAUCUAGAUCACAAUUAUAUGUCUAAUACAAAUGUACAAUCGAGUUGCUAAUUAGUAACAGUUGGAAGAAUGCUGGAUCGAUUUGAAUAUUAGAUUUUUGGUAAUUUCGUACUCAUUAGAAACUCAACGCUAUGGGAGUUGACUUCGUAGUUUUUCGACUAGUGCUCGGAAUAUUUGCUGUACUCAUUCCUAAUCAUGUUGAAGCAGCUCAGUUCAAAUGGACAAACAUAUUCUGUGCAGGCCACAAUGAAUCGUGGGUUCACAUGAAUGAGUGCCGUCUGAGGGCAAUUAGCCGGAAUCUAACUACUUUAAAUUUGAACGCGUCAAUAUUCCACCCAGUUAAUGAUAUAACACUGGAUGUCCAACUCUUCAAGAAAGCCAAUGGGUAUAAGCCAUGGAUUUUUAAAAGCGUUGUUGAUAUGUGUCGAUUUCUCAAAACAAAAUACAAUCCAUAUGCAAAAAUUGCCUUUACUCUUGUUAAAGACUUUUCGAAUCUUAACCAUUCCUGUCCUUAUUGGGGACUCGCCAUAGUUAAAGAUUUUUAUGUGAAUCCUGUAAAAGUAGGACUUCCUUUUCCAACUGGAGACUAUCUAUUAGGAAUGAAAUGGCUCUAUGACAAAAAGUUGCAGAUGACCACAAAUUUCUAUUUCUCCUAUACAGAAAAUGUUAUUGAUAUGUAA